AUGCAUAAGAAUCAGAAGAGCACAGGUGGAAAUACGGUGUUCUACAAACCAAUCGGAGAAACGACUGAAAUAAGAUCUGGAUACCUGUUCAAGUCUCCUCCCCAAAAACGGAUGAAGACAGAGAAAUCAUGGAAGAGGCGAUAUUUUGUGCUGUUCAAAAUCAGCGAGCAUGAGCACCUACUAAAGUAUUUCAGGAGUCCAGAGGAAAAGGACAAGCCCCUUGGAGGGAUUGACUUAUUGCAUAUCUCACUUUUGCAUGUGAGCCCUGAAAAACACCAGAGAUGGAGUUGGGUUCAGAAGAGCUUCAAGUGCUCCCCAUCCUGUGUGCUCUACAUCAGGGCAGAUGAGCGGGACUACUUCCUCGUCGGGGAGAACAGUGAGGAAGUGGACGGCUGGUUCUCCGACCUGUAUGAGGCCCUGAAAAACCUGCCACAUAAACAUUUGGCUUCAGAGGAAAUGUCUAAUGGACAGGCAACAAUUGAGGUUAUUUCAAACCCCAUUUUGCAGAAAAAGAAAUCUGCAGCUGUGCUUUUUAAGGUAGAUUCGAAACUUCGGUCGAUGUCAGAUCCUAUUUCAAAUUGCUUUGUGAUUGGCCAGCAGGGUGAAGAUUAUGUCAAAAGGCGUGCAUCCGAGCCUAUGAGUCCAAUCUAUGACUAUCCGAAAGCCUACUUAACACAAUCAGAAGGGGAAAAUGUCUCAACCCGUCGCAAAAGCUUGGAGUCAGUAUAUGAAUCAAUGUACGAAAUUAGAAAGAGAGCCUCACAGAAACGGGCAGAGGACCUUGAAGUUGCAGAGGUUACCACCACCACCCUGAUGAGGUCUGUCACCGAAGUCUUUGACAAGCUGAGGAUACACAUUUCCGCAAUGCCUUCAUUCGACGAGGAGACAGCUGUUGAGAAAAGAGAAAGGAGUCUGACGUCAGACUUCAGCAGCAGCUCCAGUGACAAUGGUGCCAUCUCCCCUGUAGAUAUGCUGGAUGGACAAAAUGUGCAGAAACUGGAGAAACAUAGCUCUACUGAAAGCCUUGACACCAUUACUCCAGGGGAGAGAGAUCUUCUAGUCAAGCAGGCAGAUUUGAAAAAAUACCUGACACUAACAGAAGUGGAUGGGAAACCAAGUGUGUCUGGGUGGACAGGCCAGCCACAGACAGUGUGCCUGUUUCACAAAGAAGACCAGAUUCUGGCAGUGAAUGACCUGCACACCGGCAGCGUGGAGGAGUACAACAUGUACAUCAGCAAGUGUCUCAAAAAUGAGGUGAAAGUGACCAUCCUGCGUAUACCUGGAGGCCAGCCUCUGCAUUCACCAAACUGUCCCUGCAGUGACUGACCGUUCGAUUUGAGACGGGGUGUUUUUCAAAAUAUGCUGGUUUUAAACAUGUAUUGACCACUUUAGAUAACUGACAGUAUUUUUCCCAGGGCUGUGGGCAGUUCCUAUAGAUCAGUCACUCUACUAGUUCAAUCGAUUUAAGCGUCUAGAGGAGCUUAAAGUGAUUAUUUAAUGAUUGUAAAAUCUCAUUCACCAUGACUCGCAUUAUAUGUAAAAAAGAUUAGAUCCGUUUUAGUUGCCAAGCGCUCGGUGUGUAAACAAUGGUUUGCAGAUUUAAUAGAGUGUGAUUUAUUGUAUAUUGUAAGAUCUUUGUUCUCAAAUCUGUUCUCUAGAAGGAAACAAAAGGCAGAGGUUUUACUGAAACAUAUUUCCUCAUACCAACUGUAUGACGCUAAAGAACAACAGUCUCACUACAUAACCUCCUGGACUAGAUAGAUAAGAUUUUGAUGGCGUGUAGUGAUAAAAUGGUGAAAUAUGCACAGUAACUUUAU
Messenger RNA from Anoplopoma fimbria (sablefish), 1817 nucleotides. RefSeq names its product pleckstrin homology domain-containing family S member 1-like. The record is from RefSeq and is a predicted model, not a curated record. The transcript has 15 exons. Lineage: Eukaryota; Metazoa; Chordata; Actinopteri; Perciformes; Anoplopomatidae. Bases 1 to 1326 code for a protein of 441 amino acids.